AUGUCCAACUACGCUUCGACAUCGACCUGGGGCCACACUACCUACCCUGCCUACCCCAGCUACCCCACCCACACCUAUUACGACCACCCGGAUGUCGAAGCCGGGUCGUCACCCUACGAAGUUUCCGCCGUCCGCUCGACCCUCCCCGGGGCCACACCACCGCCAAGCCCCAUCCAGGAUCGCCACCAUCCUCUCCCAGACCUCCCCUGCCGCACCAUCGACUCCACCCCGGAGUCGCAAGCACCUCUCCCGCCCUCACUCUCCGAGCAUGAGGUAUACCCAGGUGUGCUCGAAAGCGGCCUCAUAACCGCUAACCACCCCUGCGUCCGCGAUUACCUUGAGAGGUUUGCGCGAUACAUCCAACUCUCGGCUCGUGCGUUUGAGAAGCAGCCGGAGGGCAUGGCGCGGGUCCCCAAAGCCACAAUCGAGGGUGUCAAGCUCAUGCUCGGAAUCAAGCUCAAUGACCUUCAGUGCAGGGCCAUUUAUGCUCUCGGGGCCCUGAAGAUCCUUCCCGUGGGCACCAGGCACGACCAUGCGUGUUUUUGGGGCACGCACAAUCGCAAAUACACGGACGAGGUCAUCCUCAGCGUCCUCCGCAUCCCAAAGCCUGUCAUCUACCACGACAGGCUAUACCUCGGCCUUGCAUGGAACAACUUCAUGCUCAACAGCUUCGCGGAUACGUACUACCCGGAGGUAUGGGGCAAGGAGGAGAAGAAGAAGACGGGCAUGACGCUCCGCAAGCGCAAGGCCGCACCCGCGCCAGCACCAAAGGAGAAGGCCGCGCCCCGAGCUCCCAAGCGGCCACGGACCGAGGUGCGGAAGGCGGUGGCCCCGCCCGGGGAACGCAUGCAGACGCGCAGCCGGGCGCGGGCGACCACCAGUAUGCCGCCCCCGCCCAUCCCGGGGGCCUCGAUGCCCACCGCCGCGACGGCGAUACCCGUCUCCGUCCCGGCGCCCAUGCCCACGCUGAAGGAGGAUGUGGAGGAUAUGGAGGACGUGGCCGUCGACGUGACGGGACCUGUGGCCACAGCAGAGCCGUCCCGCCUCACUACCCCAGCCAUCGCCCCCGCCCCCUCUCCCACUCCCGCCGACGUCGCUGUCCCCACUCCCGCUGAUGUCCCUGUCCCCACUCCCGCCGAUGCGCCUGCUCCCAUUCCCGCUGACGCACCUGCCCCCGCUCCCGCCAACGCGCCUUCCCCCAUUCCCACCGACGCGCCUGCUUCCGCCCCCGCCACCACUCCUGCGCCCGUCCGUCGAUCUUCGCGACAGGCCGCACGUCGCGCUGCGUCCAGCGCCAUCGCGACCCCAGCAGUCGAGGUCGUGGAGACGAAGCCGGCCCGCGCGCGUUCCGGCACAGUAAAAUCGGACGCGUCGACGACCGCGACGGCUGUGAGCCCGAGCGGCAGCGAGGAGACGAUCGUCGAGGUCGCCGUCGAGGGCAAGAAGGGGAGGAGCAAGAGCAAGAGCGUCGAGAAGGACGCUGCGGAGGCCGCCCCGGCGGCGAAGGGGACAAAAAGGAAGGCUGCGCCGAAGAAGGGCGCGGUGAAAGUCCAGGAGGAGGAACCCACUCGUGGGAAGAGGAAGCGCGGGGAUACUGAUACCCCAGUCGAGCCGGCGGAGGAGGAGCCAGUGGAGGACGCCCCGGCGCCGAAGAAACGGGCGCGCAAGGCGCCGCAAAAGCCUGCCGCCGACGAGGUUCCGGCUCCCAAGAAGAGGGCGAGGACUGCGCGUACGCGCAAGUGA
Messenger RNA from Sparassis crispa, 1743 nucleotides. RefSeq lists its product as hypothetical. Bases 1 to 1743 code for a protein of 580 amino acids. The record is from RefSeq and is a predicted model, not a curated record. The transcript has 2 exons. NCBI's taxonomy places the organism in Eukaryota, Fungi, Basidiomycota, Agaricomycetes, Polyporales, Sparassidaceae.